Messenger RNA from Marchantia polymorpha subsp. ruderalis, 3785 nucleotides. NCBI's taxonomy places the organism in Eukaryota, Viridiplantae, Streptophyta, Marchantiopsida, Marchantiales, Marchantiaceae. The record is from the annotation of a GenBank genome assembly.
GCCCUCCUCAAAACAAUUUGGGAAUCUAUGGUUUGGUCUAUUUUCCGCCCAUUCUCGCCGAUCCUCCUUCGCCAAUUCUCUACCUCGCAAUCUCGGUCUGCUUCUGAGACAGGGACCGCGAGAGAGCGAGCGAGAACGAGAACGAGAGCGAGAGAUGCGACUGCUCAAUUACCGACAGACUGACGAAUGCAGGAUCGUUUGUCGCUGACCGAUUGAUUAGACGCAGACAGUAGCAGCAAUGGGAGGGUCCCCGAGCUCAGGACAGGCGAUCGAUGGGAAAUGCGGCGAACGAUUGCCCCGGAAUGUCUAUCGUUUGCAGAGAUUGUUUCUGGAGUUUUGACGCGGCCGAGCUUCGGUUGUGCGCGGGCACGUACGCACUUCAGGAGCUGAACGGAGGGAGCUUCGAGGUGUAGAAAGGAGUGGGGACAGGGGCGGGGCUUAGAGCAGCAGGGCGGAGCAGCUCACAUGGGAAUGAAGGGAGGCCGCUGCAGCAGCCAUAGAGGAGGGUCAGCAAGCAGGUGGUUAGUAGGGGUAGUGUGUUUGCUGCUUUCCAGUGUACAGAUUCAGCCUUCGAGGGCGCAAGCGAAUUCGGCGAAUGCGAUCGAGGAGCAGGCGCUGCAGCAGUUCAAAGCGGAGAACGGAAUCAAUUCCAAUGCCAUGCGAAGCUGGCAAGUAGGUCCCGGAGUGAACCACUGCACCGCGUGGAAGGGGGUGAAUUGCUGGAGCACGGGGAGCGUGCGAUGGCUGCGCUUGCCCGCGGCCGGCCUGUCGGGCGUGAUGUCCAUGGCUCUGGGCGGCCUGCCGCGGCUGAGCCGCUUGAAUCUGCGGGACAACGCUCUGACGGGCGCCAUCCCCCCGAGCCUCGUGGUGAUGACGAGCCUGAAGAAGCUCACGCUGCAGGGAAAUCAGCUCUCGGGCCCCAUUCCCGAUUUUCUGAGAAACUUCACCAAUCUCGACGAGCUCGGCCUGGCCAACAAUAUGUUCCAGGGCCCGUUCCCGACCAACAUGUUCGCCACCAUGCGGGAAUUGCAGAUUGUGGACAUGGGCAACAAUCGAAUCACGGGUCAGAUUCCCGACAACCUCGUCGACAUUCCGACGUUGCAGUCGCUCUCGCUGAGGGCCAAUAACCUCUCGGGGCCCAUCUCGCCAUUGCUGGCUUCGUCGCCGUCUCUCGUGACAGUGGAUCUGUCGCAAAACUCUUUGGUCGGCCCGCUGCCAUCGGUCUGGACCGUGUCCAACCUCACGUUCCUCGACCUCUCGUCCAACUUCCUGCAGGGCGAGAUCCCUCCGUCGCUCCUGAGCUUGGGCAACCUCACCUUGAACCUCGCGGGCAAUAACUUCUCGGGCAAAAUCAGCCAAUCCGUGGCAUGCAGCUUCGGCAACGCUGCAUUCAAGAACAAUCCGUUCCUCGUGGUCGACCUGUGCGCGUCGCCUUCGGCCGCCCCUGCCUUGAUGCCCCGGGCCUCGGACGACUCCGCGGCCGCGGCUCCUGCCCCGACCAAGAAGAAAAGCUCGAGCUCGCUGAGCACUCUAACCAUCGUCGCGCUGACAGCCGGCGACAUUGCGCUGCUGCUCAUGUCGGCCGCGGGAUUCACCUUCUUCUACAUGUGGUGGAAGAAGCGCGCGAAGAACGCCAAGUUCGACGGAGGCAAAGACGCCUGGUCCAAGGAGGAGAAGUCCUCGAGCUCCACCUUGAGAUCGGUCUACGGGAAAGAGCUGGGCCAAGCUGCCGAUCCGCACCGACCCACGUACCUGGUGGCGGCCCCGGCUCUGAGACCCGCGCUCAAGGCGUGCUCGGGAUCGAUGGCCGACCCCGCCAAGACCAGCACCGAGUACCUGGUGGCCUCGGAUCCGGACGCGAUGGGCGCCUGCGCCGAGAAGGAUUCGGCCGUCAGCUGUGAGGAGUUCGGCACAGAUCUCGUCAUCCUCGACAAGUUCCUCGUGCUCGAAAUCGAGGAGCUGCUGCGGGCGAACGCCAUGGUCCUGGGGGCCGGAACCUUCGGCGGCGUCUACAUGGCCGUCAUGGAAGACGGGCACAUGCUCGCCAUCAAGCGGCUCGAGGAGCAGGCGCUCAAGAACGAGCACGUCUUCGCCCGGCAGAUCCGAAAGCUCGCCGACGUCAAGCAUCCCAACCUCCUGCCCAUCCGCGCCUACUGCUGGUCUCCCACCGAGCGAUUGGUCAUCUGCGACUACAUGCCCAAUGGAAGUCUCUUCAGCCUCCUGCACGGCGAUAAGGAGCAGAGGCCGGCGAUCUUGAGCUGGGCGACGAGGCAUAAGAUCGCGCUGGAGACUGCGAGGGCGCUGGCGUACUUGCACGACAACGACAUGGUGCACGGGAAUGUGAAGGCCACGAACGUGCUGCUGGACGACAAGUUCGAAGUUCGAGUGGGGGAUUUCGGCCUCGAGUCGCUGCUCGAGGCGCCGCUGCAGCACACGUCGAGCGCCGGCUACUUGGCGCCCGAGCUCAUGACCAGCUCUCGGCGCAAGUCCGCCAAGGGCGACGUGUACAGCUUCGGCGUGCUCUUGCUCGAGUUGCUCACGGGGCUGGAGCCUCUCGGGAAGAACAAUAUGGAUCUGUCGACCUGGGUUCAGGAGAUGGUGAAAUCGCACCGAACCGAGGACGUGUUCGAUCCCUCGCUGGUGUCGUCUCAUGUUCUUCCGGCGCAAGACGUUUUGGAGCUUUUGGAUCUGGCCCAGGCGUGCGUGGCCGAGCAGCCCAACCGACGACCGACCAUCGAAGCUGUGCUGAGAAGCUUAGAGACGAUCGUGCCGAGCGGAGGAUUCCUGCCGGAUCCUGCCGUUUUGCCACAACAGAUGGGCCACGAUCUGUCGGUCGAGCAUGGGUAUGACUAUGGGCACGAAUACGUCGCCAACAUUCACAUGCACACUCGAGGUCCACGGGGAGCCGUGGACUCAUUGGAUCUGAGCCCUGCUCACAAUCACGGGGGCUACUAUUCUGAUGCCAGUUCUUCAUCGAUCUCUCCGCUGCAGGCUGGGUUUCCGAGCUCAUCCGGCCGGGCUUACGAUUGAUCCGAUGCGAGAUCGUUGUAAAGUGUUCCGUCUGACUUGCACACCUCACUCACAUCGACCUGCCUAGAGAGAAGUCUUCUCGCAAGGCUUGGCUGAUUGCUCUCGAAAGCGAGUCCUUGACGAUGAUGUCGAUGGUACUCACACACAUAAGGAGGCUCUCCAACUCGAGCAUUUCAGAGUCUGCUCUCCUUGAGUCGGCAUUAUCGAGCCAUAGAGAGAGAGAGAGAGAGAGAGAGAGAGAGUCUUCACGUCACGAAAUGCGGCACGGUACGUAGAACGAAGGCCAUGCUGAUCUGGGUUGGGGUGACGAAUUCUUGACCAGUUCACUUGACCGACCGCUCGAGCAUUGAAGCCUCGAUGGGGUCAUUAUGAGUCAUUCUGGUCACCUCUGCUUCUGCUGCCGAUGCGAAAUUUAAUCUCACGGGUUCGUAGAUUGUCAAGUUAGAAACCCCUCUUUAACAUCACCCCACAAAUAUGUAGGCCAGGACUUUUUCCUACUGAAAUUCUUUGUUAUAAGGCCCUUUCAACAUCAAGACGAAGUGUAAGGCCCUCUAGAGCUCCACAAUCCGUCAACUGGAUUCGACUGAUUAAUGAAGCUCGCUCACAAUCACAUACAAUUAUUCAAGCAAGUUCUGCCCGUCUUUGCUUGCAAGAAGUUUACUAUGUAUCUUUGCUUGGUUGAUGGGGGAGAAUACUUACUUCACAACUAUUUAUUGUAAUAACACCUAUAUGACUCGUGUGGUGCUUUUGAUCUU